CUUUGAUCAGCUAAGUUUUAGGAUAAUCGUUUAUUCGUAUAACACCAAUCGUUGAAUUUGAGAGGAGAAACUUAGACCGCAAGCAAGAAGCCUUUCUCUUCUCUUGACCUUGAGAAUAAUUCCUCUGCCUUGAGUUGCACUCUGCCGACGAUGGCUCCACCGUACUCGUCAGACGAUAGCCAUUCUCCGGUAAACUCAACAGUGAUUGCCAUUGACAAAGAGAAGCAUAGCCAUUACGCGGUUCGUUGGGCCGUCGACCAUCUAGCCAAUACCAUUCACAACCCACUCAUCAUUCUUCUUCAUGUUCGUCUCAAAAGUUCAAAUUAUGGAGGGAAUGGAGCCAGUGAUGACCUGAACCAGCUUUUCAUUCCAUAUCGAGGAUAUUGUGCACGCAAAGGGAUUUCCAUGUCGGAGGCUGUUAUAGACGAUUCGGACGUGGCGAAAGCAAUAUUGGAGUAUGUUAAUAGCAACCUGGUUAACAAUCUUGUGUUGGGAGCAUCCGCCAAGAACACAUACACAUUUGCUAGGUCUCUUAUGUUUAGUAAACACCACGACGUGCAAGGUGCCAUAAUGAAAUCGAUACCUGAUUUUUGUUCAGUCUACGUAAUAUCCAAAGGAAAAGUUCAGUCUUCUCGACCAGCUCAAAGACCUAUCACCAACACACUUGCACCUCCUCGUGUACCCUCCUCUGGCUUUCUAAUCCAGUCGUUAUCGGAUAGCGAGCAAGAUCCUGUGCCUACCGGCCAACGUAGUGCAAGGAGAAAACCUACAGAGAUAUACCCACACAAUCGUACCCCCACCAACCCCACGCAAGAAAGGCACAAAGCCCCUAUAAAUGGGUCGAUGGAUUUUAACAAUGCCUUUACCCAAGUUGCGUUCCAAAGGAAUCCCACGAUACAAAGUUCCUUUUCUGACGAAUCUGAAGGUGGUAUGAGGGGCUCCAUUGAUGUAUCUUCUCAUAAUUCAGAUGUAUAUGGCGCAUCAUGUUCUUCAGACGAGUCAAAUGCUCAAACAACCAAAGAUAUUGAAGCUGAAAUGAGAAGGCUGAAGCUUGAACUAAAGCAAACUAUGGAUAUGUAUAGCUCAGCUUGUAAAGAAGCACUUACAGCAAAAAGAAAGGCAAACGAGCUAAACCAAUGGAAAAUAGAAGAAGCUCUUAAGUUCGAGAAAGCCAAGCUAUCUGAAGAAGCAGCAUUGGCAGUGGCAGAAAUGGAGAAGGCAAAGUGCAGAACGGCCUUAGAGGCAGCUGAGAAAGCUCAGAGAAUGGCAGAGCUAGAAGGACAAAGAAGAAAGCAAGCAGAGAUAAAAGCAAGAAAUGAAUCAGAGGAUAAAGACCGUGCAAUGAAUGCUUUAGCACACAACGAUGUUCGUUACAGAAGAUACUCCAUAGAAGAGAUCGAAGAAGCCACAGAGAACUUUGCAAAUCACAGAAAAAUUGGAGAAGGAGGUUAUGGACCUGUGUACAAAGGCGAACUUGACCACACUCCUGUUGCCAUUAAAGUCUUGAGACCAGAUGCUGCUCAAGGAAAAAAACAAUUUCAACAAGAGGUUGAAGUUCUAAGUAGCAUAAGGCAUCCUCACAUGGUCCUUCUCCUUGGUGCAUGUCCAGAAUAUGGAUGCUUGGUUUACGAGUUAAUGGAAAAUGGGAGCUUAGAGGACAUACUCAUCCGGAGAGGAAACUCUAAACCGCUUUCUUGGAGGAAACGUUUCGAAAUAGCGGCAGAGAUUGCUACCGCCCUCUCAUUCCUCCAUCAAGCUAAACCAGAACCUCUAGUUCACCGCGACCUCAAACCGGCCAACAUACUCCUAGACAAAAACUACGUGAGCAAGAUCAGUGACGUUGGUUUAGCACGAUUAGUCCCUGCGUCAGUAGCUAAUAACGUCACGCAAUACCACAUGACAUCUGCGGCAGGAACAUUCUGUUACAUAGACCCUGAGUAUCAACAGACAGGAAUGUUAACCACAAAGUCAGACAUAUACUCGUUGGGGAUAAUGCUGCUUCAGAUCAUUACCGCAAGGCCUCCCAUGGGGCUGGCCCACCAUGUCUCGAGGGCGAUCAGUAGAGGAACUUUAAAGGACAUGCUUGACCCGACCGUGCCCGAUUGGCCUCUACAAGAGGCUCAAGCUUUUGCAGCUAUGUCGUUGAGAUGCGCUGAGCUUAGAAAAAGAGAUAGACCGGAUCUUGGGAAGGAUGUUGUCCCACUACUUAUUCGAUUAAAGAACUUAGGUAAUGAUGCUGGUUUAACUCGUGCUGAUGAAAGCUAACGUAUGGAUAUGACAAAGAACUUUGUACAUUCAAACAUAUGAUUUGAGAUGUUUUUUAUUUAUAAAUUUAAUGUUAAAUUAAAUAUAAUGGCUUGUGUUAGAAUUCGAACCAAGUGUCUCUCAUAUUCCUCGUUAGUUUAUCUUUAUGUUUUCACAACAUACCAAUAUCAUGUUGACGUUCAGGUUGAUUUUUAAGUGGAGACAUGUAAUAGUGUGAAGUUAUGAACCCAUAAAACAUCCAUAAUGGAAGAAACAAGAGACCGCACACAUACUAUAGUUUUAACCGAUACAACACUCUUCUCUUACUAAAUGGUACAGGCGUACCGUUACAAGGCCAGUUCUGUUAUAUGAUUACAGCUAUGUGUGUUUAAUCUUACACUAAUAAAAGUUGAGACUAUGGAUGUUCUUAAGGGUAUAAUUUAAACAAUAUGAGUUUGUUAUUAGUGAGAUACCACUAGCAUUUUAUGAUUUUUAAAAGGAUCUGCUGAGAUUAUGAUAUCUAGAACGAACAUCAAAUAUAUCCUAAAAGUAAAUGGUUAGAUCUCAUGAAACACAUUGACAACAUUAUGAAGAAGUCGAUAGAGAGUAACUGUUAUCAAUUCUUACCAAUGAUAUCUCAAAAAUAUACUAUUAGUAUAAGUUAAUUUUGUAAUUACAUUUUAAACAAAAUGAAAUUUAGCAAAUUGAUAAAGUGAAAUUUUCUUUGGAGUCUCUCACUUUGUUUUGAGUUUUCAAAUGAAAGACUUAUCUCUCUUCUUUCCUUAACUUUUCUAUUUUUCAAAAAAAUUCUAUUUAUUUUCCUAAUUUAAUUAGGAAACUUCUCUAUAUACCCAUUGUUGAGGUGGUCAUCAUCAUUCAUCAAACUUCAUUUGAAAGACUAUAAUUCCUAAAUGACUGUAACAGAAAAAGUUUCUUCCCAAAUGUCCUUAAAUGUGGGUCUCUAUGUUAUCUUAAUAAUAUGGAGGUAAAUAUAAGAAUAUCUAAAGCCUUAGAGGGAGAGUGUGAGCAGCAAAGGGUUUUACUCCUUUGGAGAUCUUCUCAUUCUUCUUUGCGGCGAUUGACUACUGCUUGAGAUAUCUCUUGUUCGAUUCACAGUCUUCGUUGGUAAGUCCUCUCUCUUCACCUUGCUCUAUCACUCUCACUCUCUCUCUGCUUUUCCCUUGAGUUGCUAUGUAAUGUGAUUUAUUGCGA
Brassica napus (rape) is the source of this 3456-nucleotide messenger RNA. RefSeq names its product U-box domain-containing protein 51-like. The record is from RefSeq and is a predicted model, not a curated record. The coding region runs from base 151 to 2265 and encodes 704 amino acids. Gene Ontology annotation, molecular function: ATP binding; protein kinase activity. Lineage: Eukaryota; Viridiplantae; Streptophyta; Magnoliopsida; Brassicales; Brassicaceae. Gene Ontology annotation, biological process: protein phosphorylation. The transcript has 7 exons.